Colletotrichum destructivum is the source of this 2298-nucleotide messenger RNA. RefSeq names its product Putative major facilitator, sugar transporter, major facilitator superfamily. Gene Ontology annotation, molecular function: carbohydrate:proton symporter activity. The record is from RefSeq and is a predicted model, not a curated record. The coding region runs from base 658 to 2190 and encodes 510 amino acids. The transcript has 4 exons. Gene Ontology annotation, cellular component: membrane. NCBI's taxonomy places the organism in Eukaryota, Fungi, Ascomycota, Sordariomycetes, Glomerellales, Glomerellaceae. Gene Ontology annotation, biological process: carbohydrate transport; transmembrane transport.
GCGUCUGUCUUUUCUGUCUUUGUUCCUCUGCUCCCCUGGGGUCAGACCAACUAUUACUCAGAGUAUGUACGCACAUGGCUCCAUCAUCCCAUGCCAUCCCGGGCUUGGAACGACACACCACACACUGACAUCUCCACGGCUUGCACUCCCCUGGACCGACACUAAAAUACCAAUGCCCUUCCUUGGCUUCCCUCACCCGGAUAUGACGUCGCCGGCCCCAGACUCGCCGGCUUCCUUGCCCUCUCAUACGUGCGCUUAACACGAGACGACAACCACCGCAGGUAAUUUGCAGCCUUUCAAGGCUGAUAUGGCUUCAUCGCCGUCUGCCGAUACAUGUAGCCUUGCUUUUCGCGCGUCGGGCCACGCCUAAAUGCCCUCCUUCGAAGACGCCGCAACGUAUGCUUUCCACUCCGCUGUCCUACCUAGUUCUUGGAACAAACCAAGCGUCGGUGGAGUCGCCUUGUGUAUUUUCUUCCUUCCAAGGCUCGCCUCGGUGCUAGUUGUCAGUUUCCCGUGUGUUGCGUUCGGCUACGCUGACGGUUGCAUCGUUGUAUAUAAUCGUUGGCCUCCCCCUUCACCCUGUCCGGGUUCCUUUCUCAUGUCGUCGAUCCGGCCUCGGUUCAUCUGCUUCUGCCAGCAUCUUCGUCUUCGCCCGUCAUGUAUCGCAUCUACAACAUCUACGCGCUCGCCGCCAUUGGCACCAUUGGCGGUAUGCUUUUCGGCUUCGACAUCAGUUCCAUGAGUGCCUGGAUUGGUGCCGACUCCUACAAGGAAUACUUCGGCUUCCCGAGCUCCACUUUGCAGGGAGGUAUCACGGCCUCAAUGUCCGGUGGCUCUCUCGUCGGCGCUCUGGUCGCAGGUUUCAUUGCCGACUGGUGGGGCCGCCGUGGCGCCCUCAAGCUCGCCUCCGUCAUCUGGAUCAUCGGUGCCGUACUCCAGUGCUCUUCCCAGAACGUCGGCCACCUCAUCGCCGGCCGAGUCGUUAGUGGUCUCGCCAUCGGCAUCACCAGUUCGCAGUGCUGUGUCUACCUCGCCGAGCUAGCCCCUUCCCGAAUCCGCGGCCGCAUCGUCGGCAUCCAGCAAUGGUCCAUCGAAUGGGGCAUCCUGAUCAUGUACCUCAUCUCGUACGCCUGUGUCGUCACCAUCGACAGCCCCAAGGCUUUCCGCAUCGCCUGGGGCGUCCAGGGCAUUCCCGGUCUCAUCCUUGGCGUUGCCCUCUUCUUCUUCCCCGAGUCUCCCCGUUGGCUGGCCCAGAAGGACCGCUGGGAGGAGUGCCAUGAGGUCCUCGCCCAUUUGCAUGCCGGCGGUGAUCGCGAUGCGCCCGUUGUACUCGCCGAGCUCGACGAGGUCAAGGACGCCGCCCGCAUUGCCUCCGAGUCCAAAAACAUUGGUGUCCUGGGUCUCUUUGGUCCUCGCGUUUGGAAGCGCACCCUGGCUGGAUGCAGUGUCCAGGUCUGGCAGCAGCUUCUCGGAGGAAACGUCAUGUUGUACUACCUCAUCUAUAUCUUCAACAUGGCUGGCAUGACUGGCAAUACUGCCCUGACCUCGUCCAUCAUCCAAUACGUCAUCUUCCUGGUUACGACCGGCGCUAUUCUGCCCAUCAUCGACCGCCUCGGUCGUCGUCCUCUCCUCAUCGGCGGUGCCAUCAUCUGCUGCAUCAUCCACUUCACCACCGGUGCCGUUAUGAAGGUCCACGGCAACCCCGUCGACGAAGUGGACGGCGAUGAGAACCUGAAAUGGGCCAUCUCUGGUGCCCCAGCCCAGGGUGUUAUUGCCCUUUGUUACAUCUUUGUUGGUGUCUACGGCCUCACCUGGGCCCCUAUCGGCUGGAUCUACGCCUCAGAAGUGUUCCCCCUCAAGUACCGCGCCACCGGUGUUGGUUUCGCCGCCGCCUGCAACUGGGCUUUCAACCUCGCCCUUGCCUUCUUCGUCCCGCCCGCCUUCACAAACAUCCAGUGGAAGACGUACAUGAUCUUCGGCACCUUCUGCGCCGCCAUGACGGUGCACAUCUUCUUCACCUAUCCCGAGACCUCCGGCAAGACUCUCGAGGAGAUUGACGCCCUGUUCGACUCCAACGUCCCAGCCUGGCGCACCAGGAGCGCCGGUGUGCGCUUUGAGGACCGUGUUGCCGCUGCCGAGAGCAAGAAGAAUGGUUUCAACGCCACUCAUGUCGACCAGGUGGAAGUUUAAAUGUUUGGAGAUGAUGUGGCCGCGAGCAAUGGAUUGUUAUCCCGACGUAGCGAUACCCACUCUCCCUCCUCUCCUUACUGCCAAUUAAUAUGAAUAAUGUCGCAAGUA